Messenger RNA from Daphnia pulicaria, 3615 nucleotides. RefSeq names its product focadhesin-like. NCBI's taxonomy places the organism in Eukaryota, Metazoa, Arthropoda, Branchiopoda, Diplostraca, Daphniidae. Bases 120 to 3578 code for a protein of 1152 amino acids. Gene Ontology annotation, biological process: regulation of post-transcriptional gene silencing. The record is from RefSeq and is a predicted model, not a curated record. The transcript has 13 exons.
GCCCACCGGCCGCCGUACUUGCUACACGGCGCUAGAUUCGUAACAAACAAAAACAUCGGAUUCAGUGUGUCAGUCCACCUUUUUGUCGUGUUUAAGUUAGAAAAAUUUAAUAUUGAAACAUGGAAAAAUGUUCUAAAAAAAUCGAACAAUCCAAAGGAAAUCCCUUCCUGCUACAUCAGGUAUUCAAUGAAUUGGAACAGCAGUUAACAGUGAAACUAAUAGAACUUGAUGGCAAAGAUGGGGGGAAAAUUGUUGAAUUGACAUUCUUGUGGAAUCAUUGCGGGAAUCCUGACUAUGCAGUUGCCUAUGAAGCAAGCCAAACAGUUGUAAGUCUGACCCUUAAUGGGCAUCUUGGAAUCAAUGAAAGUAUAACUGCUUUGUUGUCAACUGUUUCAACAGCUAGACAUUAUGGUCUCUUGACAGACAGUAUUGCAAAGCUGAUGUUGAGAGGAUCUUUCCAAGGAGGAAGACACCCAUUUAUUUCAUUGUAUGAAAUGCAACCUGAUUCAUGGCCCUAUAUUAUUCAACAAACAAGCAACAUAAUUUCAAGUGGGAUGUUCGAAGUGCAAGCUUUGAAGGAAAUCAAACCAUUUGUCAUCUAUAUUUUAUGCUAUGGCCUGAAUGAGACAAGAAUUUCCCUUUUGAGUAUACUUAUGGGAAAGUUACACAGUGUAAAAAAUCCAUUAAUCAUUGAUUGGUUAUUGGAAACUUUAUUGUGGCACCAUCAACAGAAUCAUGAGAAAACGAAUAACAACUUCUACCUCAUGUGUGUGCAGCAUUUAUGUGAAUAUGCUAUUAGCCAGAAAGGAGAAGACGACUUAGCCAGUGUACUGGCUAUAUUCCUAACAUGUACCAUGCAAACUUGUCACAAGAAGUUUGGAUUCGGAAUUCAACACUCUGUUUUCUUGCUAAAACAACUCAACGAGCAUUGCACGCUAUAUCUGGAGCCUAUUGUGGUAAUGAUUAGUCAAUUUCUACUGGAGUGCCAAGCCAACUGCUAUGAACCCAUUUUAGAAUUUUGUCUAAGUCUUACCAAAAAGAACUGCAGUACCUAUGUUUGGGGUAUGCUACAAUGUGCAGUCUUGUCUAUAUUCUCGUAUUCAACUAAAAUUGAAUCUGACGUCAUUGCAAUUGUUGAAUCAACCCCCUCGUCGGGAUCCAAAAAGGCGGUUGCUGACAACAAAAAAUCAAAUUAUAUCCAUCAUCUGUCCCGUUCAGAGGCAAAGAUUCAAGUAGCAGUAGCCACAUCUGAAUUGGCCCAGCAUCUCCAAUGUCAACUGAUGGAAAAUGUUUUGGAUCCUUGUCGGACUUCAGACAGUUCUACGUUAGCCGAUGCAAUUUUUCUGUUGAAAUGUGCAGUGUUUUGGUGUUCCGGUGAUAUUUCUGCAUUAGACGCUGCGGUUCAAUAUGUUUCAUCAACCAAAUUGUACGCCCAACCGUUGCUAACCCUGCUGUUGAAGAAACUCACUACCCCUUCAAAUGGAAAAACUAAACUAGCCAUUCUGUACCAUCUCCCGUCAUUGGCAAUAGAUAAGACGUGCGUUCCACGAGUACUUCAAAUCUAUGAGGCUCUCUCUUCUUCUCCACAACUAAAGCCUGUGAGAAUCAGAUUACUAGCUGAUUUGUGGAAAAUUGAGGAUCGUGUCUAUCCGUUUUUGGAGAAAGUUUUAAGUGCCGAUCAACAAACGGAAGAAUUUCUAAUCGCUAAAGCAACAGCAAUUGAUAUAAUCUGUAUGAACAGGUCUGAUAAGUAUGGAGCUGAACUGUUAUCCGUCAUUUCGGAUUUACUCAACUCCUCCCUUGGCAAAUUGACCGCAAGUAGUGCUACAAUUGCCACGCUGUCCCUUCGCAGUCUGGUGUCGUUGUGUCGUGCCGAAGUAGUUGACCUUAAGUCGGUAUGGGAUCUUCUAGCACCAAAACUAAACCAAGAUCAUCGAGCCUCUGUAGUCUCUGAAAUGUGCAAUUUACUUGGGCUAACAGCUGAGCUCAGGAUUGACAACGAGGAAUAUGAUGAAUUUAUUCAUCAGGCUAUAUCAACAUUAUUUCGAGUAUCCUUAUCGACGAAUGUUACUGAAGUGCAUUCCUUAGCAUUAAGAUCUUUAAGUCGUUUUCAAAAGAAAGAUUUUCAUUUAAAAUGCAUGCCAGAUUCAUGCAAGGACGAUUUAAAAGUACCUCUUAAAUAUUUACCUCCUGGUAAAACCGAAGUCAUUGUUAAGGCUGAAGAUGUACUCGAUUACGUUCCGGGUCUCUGUUGGAUGAAGCUUAUGGAUUACUAUGAUGACAAAAUUCUGUCGUCUGGCUUUCAGUCACUUCUCUCUCAUCUAAUAGAAGAAGAAAUUCAAUCCAUGCCGAUCUGGAUUUAUAAAAAAGCUGCUAAUGAUGCAACGAAGAAAAAUGAGCCAACCAAUUAUUCUUCUUCGUUAAAGGAAGACAGUGUUUUGGCGUCACUAAUCGUCUACAUGCAGAGAAUUUGCGAAAACAACGAAGGAAACCGUUUGCGGAUGUCUAUUGCUUUUAAAGUGCUUUCUGGACCAUUUGAAAGGCCUCUGCCUCCUCUCAACUGGACAUCCUUAUUACCAAUUGCGCAGCAAUAUAACUUAGAACCGGAAUUCAUGGAAAUCAUCUUUAGUCAAGUACCGCACUCAUUUUCUGCACAGACGAUCGCCGAAAAUGCUUUCAACGAUGAGCCUCUAGAGCCUAUAGAUGAGAGAUCAGCUAUUGUUGCUUUGUCAUACUUGGGGCCCAUCUGCAAGGUUCUGCCGCUAAAGUCUGUGCAAAGUUUCCUCUAUCGUUUACUAAAUAGUCAACAAUCAGAAAUUUCGCUAAUCCUAACAAGAUUACACCAGUCGCUGAGCACGGCCGAUCCAUCGAUUCCUCUAGAACUUAAGGAAACAAUUGCCAACAUACUUGUGGGAUUGUUUCCUAUCUUACCCGAUGAUUUUGAAUUCCUUAAAAAAUAUGCCAGCUGUUUCAGUUUGGUCUCUGGUGCUCACCGUCCUCUGUGUGAACCGUCGACUAGUACAGCCAGAAAAUGUAUUGCGACGCUGCUCUUUGCUUCGCGUGAAUCCCAGUCUAAAAGUUCUUUGGACUAUCUUCUAAAAGCAUUACAGCUCACCCUGUAUUUGCCUUGUCUGGAUAAAGAAAUGGUUGAACUGAUUCACCAAUGUAUUGAUACGAACUUCAAAUCAUCGCACAGCUUUCUGCUACAGUUUGUUUCCUAUAUUCAACUUACUGCUAUGAAAAGUCUUGAUGAGAAUCAGAAUUUUUCGAGUUUGAUGGAUACAUUUGCUCUAAUUGUCGGUGCCCUGUCUGAUUCCUUAGUCUUCUACCGAGACCAGGGCAACAAAAAUCGAUCCAGCAGCUUAAGAGAAAGUUAUUGGAAACAUUUUUCACUUGGGAUAAGUUACCUUUUCAGCCAACCGCAAUGGGCCGUGGUUAAGAAAAACAUGCAGGAUUGGAUUUUGGUUAUGAUAGACAACGAACAUGUAGGCAUUGAGCAAAGACGUAAACUUCUUGACGUUCUUCCCUCCACAAUCGGCAUUGAUAAAGAAACGUUUAUUCAAAUUUUAGCAAUUUGAUUUCUGAAUUGGAAAAUACAUAAAAAUUAUUGGCCUA